Molecule: messenger RNA, 663 nt
Organism: Vombatus ursinus (common wombat)
Lineage: Eukaryota; Metazoa; Chordata; Mammalia; Diprotodontia; Vombatidae
Exons: 2
Coding region: 1-663 (220 amino acids)
Source: RefSeq, a predicted model, not a curated record
AUGAACGAACUCAUUCCGAAAGUUCGUACCCCAUCGCGUUCCCUGGGGAGGCGAACCGGUCUAGCCAGUGCGGCCGGUGGGACUUCGAAGGCACGGGCGAGAAGGGGAGGGGGAAGGGGAGCCGCGGGAGCGGCGGGGGUGGUGGCGGCGGCGGCACGCGGGCGCAGGCGGGCGGCGGGGCAGCCCGCGGCUCCCUCCCCCUCCCCCCGCCCCGCCCCGCGCCGCGCCGGGGUCCUGCCGUCUUGGGUCCGGCUGCGCGCGGAGCGGGCUCCGGAGGGAAAGUCCCGAGACAAAGGGAAGCGUCGCCGUAGCCACCGACCAUCCGGGCACCUUCUGCCUCGAUCCGGGACACUUGCCGGGGGCCGCGGCCGCGCUGAGGUGAGGCGACCCUCUCUGGGCCGGGUCGGGCCGAGCUGGGCCCAGCAGCGGCGGCAGCAGCAGCGCCGCUUCCCUCCUCCCUCCUGGCGAGGCCCGGCCCGGCUCGGCCCCAUUCCCUCCUCUUAUUCGUACCCGCCUGAGGCUGCGGCCAUCGGGCCCGGACCUGGCCUGGGAAAUGGAGCGGGGCUGACCGGGCUUUCGGACUCCAGAGACCGGCUGAGAGCUGGGACGCUUCUCUCUCCGGGGACCGGGCCUGGCCACCUCGGCGAGUCUGUCAGCCCCUGA